AUGGACACAUCUGCAGUGGCGGCGGCCCCCUCGUCGUCCAACGGCCCAUCACGGGAGGAACGACGACGGAGGCCACGACGACGUGGUCAGGCUCCCAAACGGAACGACGCAGCCCCCACCUCGUCCAUCUCCGCAACAGCGCCUGUCUUUGUCCCUUCGUCGUCCCAGACCAAAGCGACACCAGAGAAUGCGACGCCAGCCAAGGGACCAAGCACUACCAACAAGAAAAAGACAAAAAAGCAGCCUGCUAAGUCUGACAAACACGAUAAACCUACCCAGGCAGCCACGGCAUCGUCGCCGCAUGUCAACAAGACGAGCGUGCCCCCCAAAAGUCGCCGAGCUACAAAAGGUCGCGGAUUCGGCGCAAAACUGUCGGAUCCCACUGUGUCUCAGACGAGUGUAUCGUCGCAUGCUCUCACAACUACCACGAUACCCGACUACUCGGACCUACGCACGCGCCUUAUAUCCGAGCUGUCCAACGAUGAGUACGAUUGUAUUAUUUGCUACAAUACGGUGAUGCGCAAGCAGCCUGUAUGGUCGUGCAGUCGAUGUCAUGCUGUAUUGCAUUUGUCCUGUGUACGUACGUGGGCUGAAAAGAGUGUUGCCCAGAUGGAGGAAAAGAAUCGUAUGCACGAAGACCCUGAGAUCCGGAAUGCACGCGGACACUGGCGAUGCCCUGGCUGCCAACAUGUUCGUGAGGCCAUCCCACGGACCCCAAACCUCACUCCAUCCCUCAUUCGUGUGGCGGCCAAUGCCGGCGUGGAUGUACAUGGCACGGUUGUGCAGCCACAGUCUGUCAUCCCGGCCCAUGCCCGCCCUGUGCAGCGACUGUGA
Malassezia pachydermatis is the source of this 834-nucleotide messenger RNA. Its product is annotated as shuttle craft protein. Lineage: Eukaryota; Fungi; Basidiomycota; Malasseziomycetes; Malasseziales; Malasseziaceae. Bases 1 to 834 code for a protein of 277 amino acids. Gene Ontology annotation, molecular function: DNA-binding transcription factor activity, RNA polymerase II-specific; RNA polymerase II transcription regulatory region sequence-specific DNA binding. The transcript has 2 exons. Gene Ontology annotation, cellular component: nucleus. Gene Ontology annotation, biological process: negative regulation of transcription by RNA polymerase II. The record is from RefSeq and is a predicted model, not a curated record.